Molecule: messenger RNA, 1830 nt
Organism: Mus caroli (Ryukyu mouse)
Lineage: Eukaryota; Metazoa; Chordata; Mammalia; Rodentia; Muridae
Gene: Rwdd3
Product: RWD domain containing 3
Biological process (GO): positive regulation of hypoxia-inducible factor-1alpha signaling pathway; positive regulation of protein sumoylation
Molecular function (GO): protein binding
Source: RefSeq, a predicted model, not a curated record
GGGCGCCCCCCAGUGACCGUAGGGGAGCUUUGCUCCGGGAGGCGGCGGAAGUGGCUUCGGGUUCUGGUCGCACGGAUAUGGCGGAGGAGGUGCGGCAGGAGCUCUCGGCGCUGGCCGCGAUCUUCUGCGGGCCCAACGAGUGGGAGAUGUUGAGCUGUUCAGAGACAGAUGGGGCUGUAUUUAGAAUUCGCACAACAGCUGAAGGACUUGUGGGUGAGGAUGUGCCCUUAGAGUUGGCGUUCCAUUUACCAGUUGGUUACCCUUUGUGUCUACCCGGCAUCUCGGUUAACUCGGAACAUCUGACCAGGGCCCAGUGUGAGAACUUACUUGGAGAAGCCAGGAAGCUCGUGUCAGAACCGAUGGUUCACGAGCUGGUUCUCUGGAUCCAGCAGAAUCUCAGAUUCGUCCUCAGCCAGCCAGAGACCGCCAGCAGCCAUGAGAAGUGCACUUUGCCAGAAAGCGCGAUGGUGGACGACGGACCGUGGAUGACUCUUUUGCGUUUAGAUCACAUGAGAGCGAGGACUAAAUAUGUCAAAGCCGUGGAGAGGUGGGCAUCAGAGUUAAGGCUGACAGGAAGACUGAUGUUCAUGGGUAAAUUAAUACUGAUUUUACUACAAGGAGACAGAAGCAACAUCAAGGAGUACCUGACUCUUCAGAAAACCUCCAAAGUAGAUGUGGACUCAAGUGGAAAGAAAUGCAAAGAGAAAAUGAUUAGUGUACUGUCUGAAACAAAAGUACAAACGGAACACAAAAGGUUUCUGGCGUUUGAAGUCAAAGAGUAUUCAACACUGGAGGAGUUACAAAAGGAAUUCGGAGCUGCAGGACUUGGGGAGCUCUUCUCAGAGUGUGUACUGGGGCUGGUGAAAUGAGGAAGAAAAGCGAGUCCUGUUUUAUGGAAUAUUAAACAUGAAAAGAUCCCAUAUAUUCUAACGUUUGCCAGAAAAGACUAGGUUCAAUAGACGGAUUGUCUGGAGGAGAGAGAAACCCACCACAGUAAAGGAGCUGUUGUUUUUAUAGAGACAAUUUGUUUAGAAGUCUGCAAUUUUCAGGCUAAUUUUCUUGUAAUUAAAUGAUUUCUUAAAGUGAUUUGUUUUCAUGUUUACUUUCUCAUGUUUAUGUUUUUUGCCUUUUAAUUGUCCCUUCCUCCCCAUUCUGCUUAUUAUGUUUUAAGUUGGAUGUUGAGAAAAAUCUAACACUUAUUUCUUGGUGCGGUUGCAUAAAUUGUUGGAUUAAAUACAAAACCAAGAAGUUUUACAGAACACAGUUGCUUUCUGGAGAGCUGGAAGAAUAUACAGUGAGUUCAAAUCGAAAUUCAUAUGUAAAAGAAUAAUUUCUGGUUUUACAAGGGAAAUGUGUGCAUCAAAGUGAACCCCUUUUUUUUUUCUGGAUGGAAAAACAAACCAAACUGUAGCUCUACAAUUUUCAUUGUGAAAUCUCUCAAAUAAUGGUAAAAUGUACUAUGUCCAAGGGGAGAUAAACUCGCAGCAUAAUUAUUUGUCUUAAAAUUUAUGAUGAAAAGUAAAAGGACUCUUGUGUCUGAGAAGGAUAUUUAGGUCCAUAAAGCUCCCUGGGCAUCUAAAAUAGGAGGCUGGGAUGUGAAAGAAAGGCCAGGAGAGUUCUAUCCCUGCACCUUUUGAAGACAGGCGCACCCUAACAGUGUAGGUGUUGGGGUGAUCUGAGCAUGACAAGCCCAUGCAUGCCUGAGUGUGCGUGCGUGUGUGCACAGUUGCCCCUGUAUGUAGAGGGCAAAAAUCAAUGUUGGAUGUCUUCAUCAGUUGCUCUAUAUUUUACUCUUUUUUUUUUUUUUGAGACAGGGUUUCUCUGUGUAGC